AAUGUUAUCAAUGUAUUUUAGUUUGUGUUGAACAAGAGAAAUUAAAACUGUUUUUUCUGUAAUCAUGCGAAUAAUUUAUUUGUUUCUUUUAAUUUCGGGCACUACAUGUUGCCAAAGCCGCUGGAAUAAAAACAAAAAUCCAGCUCUGGAACUGAGACCUUCGACAAAAAGUGACCUCAUUUGGUUCAAACCAACUGACGAAAGACGCCAAAAUUACAAAAACGACUUGAAUAAUUUACUCAAACGAUAUAAUACUAAAUUGCCAAAUGUGGUUCAAUGUCUGCCACACCAAUCCCCUCCACCAACCAAAGUCUGUGAUUUUGAUAUUGGCACGCACAUGACUCCAUGCGUGCCAGAAUUUGGUUUUGGGUACGAUUCUGGUACACCUUGUGUAUUUCUAAAACUAAGAAAUGUGCCAAAGUGGAGACCUGUGCUUUAUAAUACCACCAAUAUGCCGUCAGAAAUGCCAAUUUUUUUAAAAGAAACCAUCUCAAGACUUGAAUUGAGAGGAAUGCAUCAAAAUAUUUGGGUGAGUUGUGAUGGUGAUAAUGCAGCUGAUAAGGAAAACAUCGGGCCGUUAAGAUAUUUGCCUUUGAAUGGUUUUCCAAGCCAGUAUUUUCCCUAUAACGGCGAUAAGGGCUAUCUUGACCCUUUAGUAGCCCUUCAUUUCGAACAACCGGCGCGUGGUGUUUUGAUUAAUGUGGAGUGCACCAUUUGGGCGAAAAAUAUACCACGUGACCGGGAAAAUAAUCUAGGGCAUGUGCACUUUUCGUUGUUGGUAGAUUAAGUUUAUCAUAAAAAAUGUAAAAAAACGAUAAUAAAAACUUUGUUUAUC
Tribolium madens (black flour beetle) is the source of this 835-nucleotide messenger RNA. RefSeq names its product sodium/potassium-transporting ATPase subunit beta-2-like. The record is from RefSeq and is a predicted model, not a curated record. Bases 65 to 787 code for a protein of 240 amino acids. Gene Ontology annotation, biological process: sodium ion export across plasma membrane; intracellular potassium ion homeostasis; intracellular sodium ion homeostasis. The transcript is spliced from 5 exons. Gene Ontology annotation, cellular component: sodium:potassium-exchanging ATPase complex. Gene Ontology annotation, molecular function: ATPase activator activity. Lineage: Eukaryota; Metazoa; Arthropoda; Insecta; Coleoptera; Tenebrionidae.